UGAAACUGAUCUACUAAACCACUUCAUUGUCUGCCUGUAUGAGAGUGAACAACAACCGUCCAAAUGGCUCAGCAGGGAGUUCUACUGGACCAGGACCAGUUCUGUUGUUCUGUCUGUCUGGAUUUACUGACUGAUCCAGUCACAACUGCAUGUGGACACAAUUACUGUAGGAGUUGUAUUAAGGGCUGCUGGGAUCAGGAUAACCUGAAAGGGGUCUAUAGCUGUCCCCAGUGCAGACAGACCUUCACUACAAGGCCAACUCUGAGGAAAAAUAACAUGUUGGCUGAGGUGGUGGAGAAACUGAAGAAGACAGGACUCCAGACAGUUUCUCCUGCUCUGUUCUCUGCUGGACCUGGAGAUGUGGUGUGUGAUUUCUGUACUGGGACCAGAAAACAGAAAGCCCUCAUGUCCUGUCUGGUGUGUCUGGCUUCUUACUGUGAGACUCACCUCCAACCUCACUAUGAAGUAGCUCCAUUAAAGAAACACAAGCUGAUCAAAGCCACCACACAACUACAGAAGAAGAUCUGCUCUCAUCAUGACAAACUGCUGGAGGUUUUCUGUCGUACUGAUCAGCAGUGUAUCUGUUAUCAGUGUAUGAUGGGUGAACAUAAAGGCCAUGAUACAGUGUCAGCUGCAGCAGAGAGGACUAAGAAACAGAGACAGCUGAGGAUCUGUCGGCAGAAGGUCCAUCAGAGAGUCCAGGAGAGAGAGAAGGAGGUGAAGGAGGUCCAACAAGCUAUGGAGUCUCUCAAGCGCUCUGCACAGAGAGCAGUGGAGGACAGUGAGACGAUCUUUACUGAGCUGAUCCGUUCCAUAGAGAGAAAACGCUCUGAGGUGAAGGAGCUGAUCAGAGCCAAAGAGAAAAUUAAAGUGAGCCAAGCUAAAGGACUCCUGGAGAAACUGAAGCAGGAGAUAGCUGACCUGAGGAGGAGAAGCACUGAGCUGGAGCAGAUCUUACAUACAGAGGAUAACAUCAAUAUCCUCCAGAGAUACACUGGUACUGGAGAGAGACUGUUAUCUUCAGACUUACCCAGCAUCACUGUCCGUCCUCUUCAGUACUUUGGAGAUGUGGGUAAGACUGUCUCUGAUCUGAGAGAGAAACUGGAAGACGUCCUUAAAGGAGAAUGGACCAAGAUCUCCACUAUAGUGAAUAGAGUGGAUGUUUUACUGCCUCCAGACCCCAAGAUCAGACAACAGUUCUUACAAUAUUCCUGUCAGCUCACACUGGACCCAAACACAGUAAAUAAACAUCUCUCUCUGUCUAAAAGGAACAGAAAGGUUUCUGUUAAACACCCAGUCCAACCAUAUCCUUACCAUCCAGACAGAUUUACUACGAGCUGGAUGGUUCUGUGUAGAGAGGGUCUGACUGAAUGCUGUUACUGGGAGGUGGAGUGGAGAGGGGAAUGUGCUUUUAUAGCAGUCUCAUAUAAAGACAUCAGCAGGACAGGUAAUGAAUUUGGAUACUGUAACAAAUCUUGGAGUUUGUGUAUUUAUGGUGAUUAUUCUUUCAGACACAAUAAUGUUGAGACUAAAGUAUCAGGCCCUAAAUCCUCCAGAAUAGGAGUCUACCUGGAUCACAAGGCAGGUACUCUGUCCUUCUACAGCGUCUCUGACACAAUGACCCUCCUCCACAGAGUACAGACCACAUUCACUCAGCCCCUCUAUCCUGGGUUUUGUCUCUAUUAUGAUAAUGACAGUGCUGAACUGUGUAAAGUAUAGUUGGUGGUCAGAUAGUAACAUAUGUAACUGUUUGAACGGUUCAUAAACGAAUACUUAACUCAGUGGGUACAGAACAAUGUUUACCUUUUGUUGCCUUACAGCCUGAAAUGAAAAAAAUGACAACAUAAAAUUUGACUUUGUCCGGCCUUUAUUAAUAUACAGUAGUCCACAAUACCAAGUGAAAAAAUAAAUCUAAAGAACUCUUAAAAACACAAUUUGGGUAAGUGAACACCCCCCUUACUUAAUAAUUGGCAGAACCACAUUUUGCUUGAAUUUCAGCCAUGAGUCUCUUUGAAUACAUCUAUUACAUUUGCACUUUUAAGACUGUGCAAUAUUUGUCCAUUCCUCCUUGAAGAGUUGUUCAAAUUCAGUUAAAUUGCAUGGUGAUCACUUAUGGACUGCAAUCUUCAAGUCAUUACUGUCAGGGGCGGAAUCAAAAAGCAGACAAGGACAGUGAAGGGAGAUUUAAUCGACAAACGGAAAGGUUUAGGAGGUGAGUAUGGACGGAGUGCUGGCAGGCAGAAAGGCGUGCAGACGGUUACAGGUGUCCAGGUAGACAGGAAGGGGAAUGCAGGUAAGGGCGUGGUAGUUCAUUUGGUCGUGGAGGCAGAGUCCAGGUAAUCAAAGUACGACUAAUGAUCCGGCAGGGACGAGACGUCAGAGCUCCGCUUGAGUGCUGCCGGUAAGUGGUGGAAUCGGAAACAGGUGUGUGAUGACCAAGCGGAAACAGCUGGUACCGGCAUCACCCUGGAGUUGACGCCACGCCCCCUAACAGGUUGCCAGGACGACCAAAACAGAGACACAUAAACAGACAAGAACAAAUAUCCACACACACACUCAAUCACGGAGGAGGGACCGUGACAAUUACACAGAUUCUCAUGGAAUUGGGUCAGGGCACUGACUAAGCCACUCAAGGACAUUCAAUCAAUCAAACAUUUUCUGAUGUUUUCUUUCUUCACUUG
This is a messenger RNA of Esox lucius (northern pike), 2681 nucleotides long. Its product is annotated as tripartite motif-containing protein 16-like. The transcript is spliced from 6 exons. Bases 64 to 1719 code for a protein of 551 amino acids. Lineage: Eukaryota; Metazoa; Chordata; Actinopteri; Esociformes; Esocidae. Gene Ontology annotation, molecular function: protein binding; zinc ion binding. The record is from RefSeq and is a predicted model, not a curated record.